UCGUCUGGCAAGACUGCGGGCACCGAGUCGUCUGGCAAGACUGCGGGCACCGAGUCGUCUGGCAAGACUGCGGGCACCGAGUCGUCUGGCAAGACUGCGGGCACCGAGUCGACUGGCGGAACAGCGGGCACCGAGUCAACUGGCACGACAGUGGGCUCCGAGUCAACAGGCACGACAGUGGGCACCGGGUCAUCAGGUAUCGGAUUGUCUGGCUCGACAGCGGGCAUCGGGUCACCAGGCAUCAGGUCAUUUGGCUUGCCAGUGGGCACCGCGUCAUCUGGCAAGGCAGUGGGCACCGGGUCACCAGGUAUGACAGCGGGCUCUGAGUCUCUGAUUGCUGGGAGCAUCCGCUGGCCA
Staurois parvus is the source of this 357-nucleotide messenger RNA. NCBI's taxonomy places the organism in Eukaryota, Metazoa, Chordata, Amphibia, Anura, Ranidae. The record is from the annotation of a GenBank genome assembly.